AUUGCGAUCGCAAGCAGUCGCUUGCCACGUAGCCACCAGAAGUUUCUUGCGCAAAUUUGCGUUCAAUCCGGGAACCAAGGACGCGUUUGGAAAAUACUCCGCACGAGUUCAAGAGUGUUUGUCUCGAGUUUGCUGUUCGGAAACUCAAGAGUCCACCUAAACGGAGUGCCAGUGUGCGCACUCGGCGCCUCGGCUUGGCACAAAGUGCGCUAGUGCUGGCUGCUUUCCGAAAUGAGCAGGAAGUAGACCGCGCGGUGCCUUUUUAAUCUGAGUGCAAAUUUCCCAGCGUAUUCGAGAAGUCAUAGGUGACCCAUCCCUCGCACGGAGAACUCGAUCCGAAUAACGUUUUGCCUCCGUUUGCAGUCACUCGAAGUCGUUUUAUUAGACGUUUAACGACACUUGUUCCUAGCUGCCUCUAACGGUUUAUUUGGCGCUGUUUUCAGAGCUUAUAGCUGCUGUUAGCCUAGCCGCUCGUUCGCGUGCUAGCUGGAGGGCCUUUGCGAUGGACGGCAAACAAGCAAAGCGAUCGCAGGCGGACGAAAGCCAGCAGCCGUCGGUAAGAGGGACAAAUGGGCGAAACGAAGACGCCCGUGCGCGCUACUGACUACUGAAUUGGAGAGGACGACGCUCGCACAUGGCCGUCAGUUAUACAGACCCACAGGUGUCCAUGGACCUCCUGAGAGCGGUCCUUCAACCCAGCUUCAACGAUGACAUCAUGGCCGUGUUCCGAAAAUACCACAAGUUCUUUGAGAAGGCGGCGCAUAACGUGAAGGAGAAUAUUGGUGAUGAGAUGCACGCAGAUCAGCUCAUCAAGGAAGCAUGCAGGAAUGUUCUGGAACAUGCCAAAGUUUUGUUUGCCGAAAGUGAGUCAAAGAAGCCGAGUUGCGAGGUCAGCGUCAAGCGUCCUCGAGGUUGCGAAGAAAGCAGCAGCCAGAAGAGCAGUCCGGUUCACAAAAAGAGGAAGAACCGCGCAAGCGGCGCCGUAGCGUCUGACCGAUCAUUGAACAUCUCCGCUCACGUGAAGGCAAAGUGUGAAGCCAUCAAGAAAGAAGGACCAAAGUGGGAGCCGUCCAGACUGAAUGAAAGCAGCACUUUUGUUUUGGGGUCCAGAGCUAACAAGGCAUUGGGAAUGGGCGGGACCAGAGGACGAAUCUACAUCAAACAUGCUGACCUUUUCAAGUACGCGGCGGACACCAGGGAUAAGCAGUGGCUGGCCGAGCGUCAUCACAUGAGGGCGACGGGCGGCAAGAUGGCCUACCUGCUUAUCGAAGAGGACAUCCAGGAUCUGGCGCGCGGUGACGAUUACAAGGACUGCCCGGAUGUGAAGUUGGAGGAGAUGAAGCCCUUCUCUGUUCCUCUCUGGAUGGUGGAGAAGAUGCAGAGGGCCAUGGAGGCGCAGAGGGACAUGGAAUUCUGAAGCGCAAGUUGCCAGCUCCUCCAUGUGUAUUAAAAAACAAAAGCCAAAAUGUCAAAAGUCGCUUGUGCUGCUCCAAGUGUGUGAGUCUCGGGCUCCCUCUAGUGCAGGGGUGUCCAAACUUUUUGCAAGGAGGGCCAGAUUUGAUAAAGCAAAGGGGCCCAGGGGCUAAUAGUUUUUUCGGACAUUUCAACUACAAAAAUGUCAUGCAAAUACACACUGUUAUAAAACAAA
This is a messenger RNA of Syngnathus typhle (broad-nosed pipefish), 1648 nucleotides long. RefSeq names its product deoxynucleotidyltransferase terminal-interacting protein 1 (gene dnttip1). Lineage: Eukaryota; Metazoa; Chordata; Actinopteri; Syngnathiformes; Syngnathidae. The record is from RefSeq and is a predicted model, not a curated record. Gene Ontology annotation, molecular function: nucleosome binding; DNA binding. The transcript has 13 exons. Gene Ontology annotation, cellular component: nucleus. The coding region runs from base 635 to 1417 and encodes 260 amino acids.